Rhodofomes roseus is the source of this 3811-nucleotide messenger RNA. RefSeq names its product beta and beta-prime subunits of DNA dependent RNA-polymerase. Gene Ontology annotation, cellular component: nucleus; RNA polymerase I complex. The transcript has 11 exons. Bases 106 to 3798 code for a protein of 1230 amino acids. Gene Ontology annotation, molecular function: ribonucleoside binding; DNA binding; DNA-directed RNA polymerase activity. Gene Ontology annotation, biological process: DNA-templated transcription. The record is from RefSeq and is a predicted model, not a curated record. NCBI's taxonomy places the organism in Eukaryota, Fungi, Basidiomycota, Agaricomycetes, Polyporales, Fomitopsidaceae.
GCGUCCUCGAUCAGGUGCACCGGAUUUUCGCUGCUGAGCGACGUUCCUACGCGUUGGGGCCCCCUCGAGCUCAUCGCCGGACACUUUCGAUUCCACCUGAGCACGAUGCCCGACGGCUCAGGCCCGCCAGAGCCGGUGCUGAAAGCGGGCGGGACGUUCGACACACUUGCUCGCGAACGUUACUUCAAGAACCCUCCGAAGGACGGCGCGGCCGUACCUAUCCUCAAUGAGUUCGUUGCUCCACACCUCGAAUCCUUCAAUUCUCUCUUUGACGAUUCCGGACUUCCUCCCGGUGAUGGCGACGGUCGCGGGUUACUUUCCCUGGGCAUCAAGGACAUUGGCGAGCGAGUAGUCUUCGAUGGAAAGGGACAAAUUGGUUCGGAGAGUGGUCAGUCUGGUUGGGGUAACCGUCUCAGCAUGUGGUACGAGGCCGUGACGGUAGGCAGACCUCAGGUGCCAGAAAAGGACCAGCAAGUCAGGGACAACAAAGUGUACCCGUCCGAGGCGCGAGAACGCCUCACAUCAUACCGAGGUCGCAUGAUGGUGAAGUUAUGUUGGAAGGUCAAUGAUGGCCCAGUAGAGGUCGAGACCAAGGAUUGCGGGUUAUUGCCCGUCAUGGUUCGCUCCGUGCGCUGCAACCUCCGCGGUAUGUCCUCCGCGGACCUCGUGAAGAAGCAUGAGGAACCUGAAGAGUUCGGUGGUUACUUCAUCAUCAACGGCAACGAACGUCUCAUCCGUUACCUCAUUCUUCCUCGUCGUCACCACGUCAUUUCUCUCUCGCGCCCCUCCUUCGUCAACCGUGGUCCAUCGUACACACCAUACGCUGUCCAGAUCCGCUGCGUACGUCUGGACCAGACGAGCGUAACGAACAACCUCCACUACCUCUCUAACGGCAGCGCCAUGCUCCGGUUUUCAUGGCGGAAGCAGGAAUACGUCGUUCCGAUCAUGCUUAUCCUCAAGGCACUCGUCUCUGCGAGUGACAAGGAAAUCUUCGAAGGCGUGAUGAUGCAGGACUACGAGGAUACCUUCCUUACGGACCGAGUAGAGCUCCUAUUGCGCAGCUUCAAGCUGUACAGCUUGAGGACUGGUGAUCAGUGUCUGGAGUAUCUUGGCAGCAAGUUCCGUGUCGUUCUGAAUAUGCCGGAAGAUUGGACGAACAAAGCGAUUGGUGUCUGGCUCAUUAGUAAAGUCGUCCUCGUGCACUUGGAGUCUCCUCGUGAGAAGUUCCGUAUGCUGCUGUUCAUGCUGCGGAAGUUAUACGCGGUGGUGUCGAAGUCAUGUUGUAUCGACAACCCGGACUCCCCUCAACACCAGGAAGUCCUCCUUCCAGGGACGCUAUACGGGAUGAUCAUCAAGGAGCGCCUCGAAGAGGCAUUGAACAACUUCGCGAUAUCAAUACGACAAGACGUCAACCGGUCAGAAGCAUCCGUGGACUUCUUCGACAAACGCUACGUCAAGAAGGUCCUUGCCCGCACUAACUUUGACAUUGGAUCCAGGAUGUCGAACUUCCUUGCAACCGGUAACCUUGUGUCACCCACAGGCCUUGACUUGCAACAGGCCUCUGGUUUCACCAUCGUCGCUGAGAAACUAAACUGGCAACGAUACAUUAGCCAUUUCAGGUCAAUCCAUCGCGGUGCUUUCUUCGCCGAACUCAAGACUACGACAGUCCGAAAGCUGUUGCCAGAAGCUUGGGGUUUCCUCUGUCCCGUCCAUACUCCUGACGGUUCCCCCUGCGGUCUCCUCAAUCACCUCUCCCGUACUUGCCGUAUUGUCACUGCCCCUCUCUCCGUAAACCACAUCCCCGCACUGCUCGCUGCUCAUGGUAUGACUCAAGCCUUCACACCUUCCGUCGAUGGCCGGCGCAACCUCUGUGUCCAACUCGACGGCAGAGUCAUCGGCUGGGCGUCUCAGAAAGUUAUCCAGGACCUCGCCAGGGACCUUCGCAUAUGGAAAACGGAGAGGAAGCACAACAUUCCGUUGGACCUCGAGAUUGGGUUGGUGCCUGUCUCGAAGGGCGGGCAGUACCCAGGAUUGUAUUUGUUCUCGUCCAGGUCGCGAAUGAUGCGGCCUGUGAAGUACCUACUCAACGGGCGCGACGACCAGGUUGGCUCCUUCGAGCAGGUGUACAUGGAUAUCGCGUGUACACCGGAGGAGAUUGAGAAGGGCGUGUCAACGCACGUUGAGCAUGCCCCAACGAACUUCCUGUCCAUCCUAGCAAACCUCACUCCUUUCUCCGACUUCAACCAGAGUCCGCGAAACAUUUACCAAUGUCAGAUGGGUAAACAGACCAUGGGUACACCAGCCACCGCCCUGCGUCACCGGACAGACAACAAGCUCUACCGAUUACAAAGUGGUCAAAGCCCUGUUGUCCGGCCACGACUCCACAACACCUACGGCAUGGACUCAUUCCCAAACGGCACCAAUGCUAUCGUGGCCGUCAUCUCCUACACUGGCUACGACAUGGAGGACGCCAUGAUCCUGAACAAGUCAGCGCACGAGCGAGGAUUCGCGUACGGUACGGUCUACAAGUCGCACACCGUAGACCUGAAAGACGUCAUGGGAGCUUCGCGCAACUCAUCCGCAAUCACGUUGCAUUUCGGCUUGGGCUACGAGAUUCAGACGCAGGGAGAGAAGGCACAUCCAUAUUCCCAAUUCCUGGACGACGAUGGUCUUCCAUUUGUCGGCGUCAGGCUGUCACCUGGCGACCCCAUCGCUGCGUACAUUGAUGAUACCACCGGAAGGACGAAGUUCGUGAAGUACAAGGGCGAUGAGAUCGCGUAUGUCGACUCAGUCCGCCUUCUAGGUUCUGACGCAGGUGACUCGGAACUUCAGAAAGUCAACAUGACCUUGCGCAUUGCACGUGCUCCUGUCAUCGGUGACAAGUUCUCGUCUCGUCACGGCCAGAAGGGUGUCUGCUCACAGAAAUGGCCCGCUGUCGACAUGCCAUUUUCUGAGAGCGGGAUGCAGCCGGACGUUAUCAUCAACCCGCAUGCUUUCCCCAGUCGUAUGACGAUUGGUAUGUUAGUCGAGAGUAUGGCGGGCAAGGCGGGUGCGAUGCAUGGUCUUGCACAAGAUGCGACGCCUUUCCAAUUCACCGAAGAAGACACUGCCGUGGAUUACUUCGGAGAGCAACUCCUCUCGGCCGGGUACAACUACUACGGCAACGAGCCGAUGUACUCAGGUAUCACCGGGCAAGAGUUCGCUGCCGACAUCUACAUCGGGGUCGUGUACUACCAGCGCUUGCGGCACAUGGUGUUGGACAAAUUCCAAGUGCGAACCACAGGUCCUGUCGAUCCCCUCACGCGGCAACCGGUCAAGGGUCGUAAGCGUGCGGGUGGUAUUCGUUUUGGCGAAAUGGAGCGUGAUGCUCUGAUCGCCCACGGUACAUCGUUCCUGCUGCAGGACAGGCUCAUGAACUGCUCCGACUACUCAACGGCGUGGGUAUGCAGGACAUGCGGCAGCCUAAUCUCGCUCGGGUACGAAGACGUCAGCUUGGGCGAGAUGGUCGUAGGAACAUCGGACAAACUGAAGCCCACAGGACCCGGAGGAGAGUACUGCAGAGUUUGUCGCGCCGCUGCGGAGGAAGAGGCCGAGCUUGCAAGGCAAGCACUAGCAAACGGCCACAACGGACGGACAUCUGCCCAUGUAGACGUCAGGGUUGCGAUACCCUCACAACACGUCCUGGGGCCUGCCGCGAAAGGCGGAGACCUUGACAUCGUCGCUGUGCCAUACGUUUUCAGGUAUCUAUGCGCAGAGCUAGCAUCCAUGGGUAUCGCGAUUUCCCUCGAGGUUCACUGAUUUAUUCUGUCUU